GGGUGUUUGGGUCGAGUAUACACACCUGUAUAGUGGCCAACAGACAUAACUCAACUCAACAAAAACCCAUUUCAGUCCCGUGAGAAGGGUCAACGAAGCAGCACCGAAGAGUGAUUAACUAGCGCACAGAGAGUGAGAAGAACUGAGUGAGGGAUUUUUUUUUCAUUACGUUUUGCGCAAGAACAGUUAUUCGAGAGGAAAUGGCCCGUUACUUCAAGGAACAAGACAUCGAUGAGUUUCGCGAGUGUUUCUAUCUGUUUGCCCGAAGUGGCCACAUUACGUCGCUGGACGAGCUGACUGUGAUCUUCAGGUCCCUCGGGUUGUCUCCGACCAUUAACGAGCUGACGUCGUAUCUGAAAAAUAAAAAUGGUCGGAUGAGUUUUGCCGAUUUUCUGGAGGUGAUUCACAUGCACUCCCGGGUUGAGAACCUACCGGAGGAGGUGAUUGCGGCGUUUAAGGCCGGAGACAAGGGUGGCCGGGGCCACAUUCCGGCUAGGCAGCUGCGCCAUCUGCUGCAGAACUGGGGCGAAGGGUUAUCCUUCCGGGAGGUGGACAACAUUUUCCGCGAGGCGAACGUGUCCAACAACGGCCAGGUGCGGUACGCCGACUUUGUCCGUGUGGCAUGCGCCCCCGUUCCGGAUUACUACUAAAGAGUCGUUCGCUGCGCCAAAGGCACCUCCGAACAACAACAACAUCCGUUUCAGCCCGUACUUGAUUUUAAAUUAAUUAUGCUGCAUAUACUUAAUACUGAUUUAAAAAGCGCGCAAAAAAAACUUUGUUUCGAAAAAAAAUUAAAAAAAAAUGCGACAAAAACAGAAGCGACCACCGCACUUUAUCUCCUGAUUUAUUUGCAGUGCCUUGUGCAAGGACCUUACACCUCCUGCCCUCUUUUUGUCCCUGAUGUUCUAUAUUUUAUAUAUAAUUCUAUAUUUUAAUUAUAAUUACGCGUCACGUAAACGAAAGAGUGCAUUAAUGGGGCGGCAGCACCCCCGAACAGAAGCUAAUUUUGAUGCAUUGAAUGCAAUUAUUUCACACGCACACAGUUAAUUUAUUCUACCCUUUUCCUGUCGCUAUUUAGCGGAUGCUACACGCAUAAUGUGUCAGCAUUAAAUUCUAAUUAAUUUAUAAAUUUUGCAGUAUUUGACGAUCAAAGUGCUUUUAGCUUGCGCAUUUGCGUUCGAUUUUUAUUUUAUAAUCAAAUAAAUUACCAAAACAAACAAA
Culex quinquefasciatus (southern house mosquito) is the source of this 1221-nucleotide messenger RNA. Its product is annotated as calmodulin-like protein 4. Gene Ontology annotation, cellular component: cytoplasm; myosin II complex. The record is from RefSeq and is a predicted model, not a curated record. Gene Ontology annotation, molecular function: myosin heavy chain binding; calcium ion binding. The coding region runs from base 201 to 650 and encodes 149 amino acids. The transcript is spliced from 4 exons. Lineage: Eukaryota; Metazoa; Arthropoda; Insecta; Diptera; Culicidae.